This is a messenger RNA of Dermatophagoides farinae (American house dust mite), 4099 nucleotides long. The record is from RefSeq and is a predicted model, not a curated record. Lineage: Eukaryota; Metazoa; Arthropoda; Arachnida; Sarcoptiformes; Pyroglyphidae.
GUGCGCGUGUCGGUGUGGUAAUGGUGUAUUAUAUUUUUAUAUAUAUAUAUAUGGUGCAUAUGAAACACCGGUUGACCGGUUGUGGUUUUUUUCGUGUGUGUAUUGAAUAAAUAAACAACAAAAACAACAACAACGUUUCAUCGAAUAACCAACCAACUAUAGCAAACGAAAUCUGAUCAUCCAGUUUUUUUUGUCGUUGCCUGAUCAAAUUGGCGGGAAUACAAAAUACAAAAGUAUCUCACCCACUGCCACCACAAUUGUGAUAUUUUUUCCUUCUUCUUCAAAACGAAAAAAAAAUCAAGAGCUCAGAAAAAAACCCGCUGAUCAAUCAAUCAAUCAAUCAACACCUACCCACGCAAGUUGUGGUCGUUUUUUUCAUCUUCUUCUUCUUCUGUUUCCUCAUCAUCAACACUAGAAAAAAAAUUCUAUUCAACCUGUGUCCGUUUUUGUUUAGUUUGUUUCUGUGUAUGUGUAUGUGUGUGUAAUACUCAAGUGCCAAAAAAAAAAAAACUUAACACCACCACAACGGAACCAUUGAUUGUGAAAAGAUUGAAAAUAAAAAAAUUUAAAAAAAAAAGUUUCAACCAAUACUGCCACACACACACACAUUUUUUUUACUUAACACUGCCACAAACACAUCCAGUUGACCAAACAACGAAAUCAUCAUCAUCAUCAUCAACAUGAUCUUACGACUAUUCAUUUGUGCCAUUUUGCAGUUUUGCAUAAUUGGCCUGACGUUUGGUGUUGUACCACAGAUUACACGUCUUAAUGUACAAUGUGAUCGUAGCGGUAUGAAAGUGAUGGUCGAAUUCGAUAAUACAUUCAAUGGUAUCAUAUUUUCAAAAGGACAUUUUAGUGAUCCAAAUUGCCGCUACAUACAACCAAAUACGAGUACACAAUCAUUGGAAUUUCAAAUACCAGUGGAUCAAUGUGGAACGAAUACAUUGGAUAUUGAAUCAGAAAAUGGUGAACCAGCAAAACGUGGAUUCGAAAAUAUUGUCGUGUUUCAAAAUGAUCCAAUCUAUCAAGAACAAUGGGAUCAUGCACGUAUGAUGGUAUGCCGUUAUUCGAUGGAUGAUGAUUUUGAUUCAAAAGAUAAACGUGUCAUCUUUAAGCCGAUUAUUAUCGAUAUGUUGGACGUUGUAAGCAUACCGAUCGAAGAUGAAGAUGGUACACAAUCACGUGUAGAUUGUUGGAUGGAAAUAUCGAAAGGACGUUUCCCACAUACAAUGGAUAUUGAAGGUGCAGUAAAAGUUGGUUCACCAUUAACAUUGGCCAUUUUUGUUAAAGAUCCACGUAAACGUACCGAUAUUCGUGUUAAAGAUUGUUAUGCAUAUGAUGAUCCAAAAGUUGCUGAAAGUAAUGGACCAGCAUUAUUGCAAUUGACAGAUUUUGAUGGCUGUCCAAAUCGACCAAAAUUGAUUGAAGUAUGGAAACGAACACUGGACACUGGUGAUACGGGUGCAACGGUCAUUGCAUUUACAACGGUUACGGCAUUUAAAUUUCCGGAUCGUCCCGAUCUACAAUUGACAUGUAAUAUUGAAUUAUGUCGUGAAAAAUGUUCAUCACGUUGUUCAUCGGAAAUGCCUGAGCCAACAAGUGUUGGUGCAUGGACUAAAACCACUGUGGACGAUGGUUCCACCAAUACGGCUACUACAACUGAUACUAAAGAUGAAAAUGGCGGUACUGAUGCUGGUGAAACCGAUGAAGAUAAAGAUACUGAUACUGCCACCGCAGAAGAAGGUGAUGCUGAAGAUGGUGAAGAAGAAAAAACAACGGAUGAAAAAGAAGGUGGCGAUGAAGGUGAAGAGACAACCGCUGAUGAAGAAGAAUCAUCAUCGGAUAAUGGUGAUGAAGAAUCUAAAACAGAAGAUGAUGGUGAUGAUGAAGAAAAAGAAACCACCGCAGAUGAAGGUGGUGAUGAUGAAUCAUCAAAAAUGACUGCUUCAGAAGAAACACCAGCUGAAGAAGAAACAUCGGAAAAAGAUGGUGAUGAAGAAGAAGAAUCAACAGCCGAAGAAGGUGGUGAAGAAGCUGAACCGGCUGCAGAAGAAGAUGAAAAAGAAGAAGCAAGUGAAGAAAUGGCAGCUGAUGAUGAGGAAAAUGAACAAACUGGUACUGAUGAAGAAACAGAAACUACGGCUGAAGAUGAAACACCGGCUAAAGAAGAAACGGAUAGUUCCGGUGAACCAGCAUCGACGGAAGAAGAAACCACAGCCAAUGAUGAUGAAACAGCUGAUUUAGGUGAAGAUGAGAAUAAAUCUGAACAAGAAAUAGAACCAACUGGUACGGCCGGUAGUGAAGAUGGUGAAGAAGAACAACAAGCUUGGGAAGAUGAAAGUGAAAAUGAAACUACUAGUGAUGAUGAAGAACAAGAUGAAACGGAAAAUGGUACUGAAGAUGAAGAAGAGGAAGAUGAAAAGAAAAAAGCUCGAUUACAAGCAGCACCAACAACAACAACAACAACAGUAGCAAGGAAAAAGAUUUCCAAUGUUGUAACAGCAUCAAAAUCAACAAAUAAAUCAAAAUCAAAAUCAAAAACCAAACCAACAACCACAUCGACGACAACUACCACCACUUCAACAACAACAACAACAACAACAGCUAAACCAAUUAGUAAAAUACGUAAAUCAUCGAAAAAACCAAAAGAAGCAUCACAACGAAAAUCGUCGACACAAAAAUCAUUAAACAAUGCACAACGUCGUGCACAAAUAAUGGAUACAUCGGAAAAUUCUGUGGAUGAAAUACGAUCAUCGUCGACUAAAUUACAACAACAACAACAAUCACCAAAAACGGCUGCAUCCGGAAACAAAAAGAUAAGUAAAGCCACAAGAUUAAAGGAUAUACUACCAUCGCAACCGCAACAACAUCCACAAUCAAUGAUGAUGGCCAAUCAUAUGUCCACAACAACUUUAAGACCAUUGAAAGAAUUGGCAAAUUCUAGCAACACCAGCAACCAGAACAAAAAUAAAUUAUCGAAAAUAACGGCCGCUGCAAAUGCAGCCAAAAAAUUGAAAUCUAAACGACAAAAAUCCAAAACCACUACUACUACUACUACUACGACAACCACUUCAACUACGACACUUCCGCCAAAACCAAUGAAAAAAAUGUCUAAAAUUAAAUCAUCGAAUCAAAAAGCAAGUGUGGAUACAAAAUCCGGUAAUCUUAAACGUAAUACACGUCAUAAUUCUGCUGAACAAAUUGAAAUGAAUGAUAAUAAUCAAAAUCAAUCAUCAAUGAUGAUGAAUGGAUCUCCACGGCAAACAUCAUCAUUAAUAGCAAACAGGCGACAAUCACCAUAUUAUUAUGGUAUUGUUGAUGAUUCACCAUAUGAAAUGGAUGCAUUACGGUCAUUCUAUGCAUAUUCAAAUUUUCAACCACAACGUAUACGAAGAACACGUCGUACAAUACGUUCAGUUGAUCCAAUAAAAUGGUCUCAUUCAAAUGGUCAUAAUAAUAAUAAUAAUCAAAAAGGUGCCACAAUAUCAUUGGGUGCUCGUGUCAUUUCCGGUUUGGAAAUAACCAUGUGAUUUACAUCAAAAACAAAAUAAAACUUACUUUUGCCAUUUCCCGAACAAAAUUCAGAUGAUUUUAUGAUGACACGUACACGUACACACACACAUACACAUAGACAUCUAGAAAUCUAGAUUUCUUUUUUGCUUAGUCUUCAAAACACAAACACUAACACGGACUUUUUUCGAGCUAAACAUUCCAUUCACCAAAUUUUGGAACAUACACACAUAGGGGCUCGAAUAAAAAACCAAAACCAACAUCGUUGCUUUAGUUAGUAUGUAGAGAAUCUCGUAAAUUAUUAUCGAUAUGAUGAUAGUUUUUUCAAUGUUUAAAUAGUUUAGAUGUGUAGGACGCGUUAGAAUUUUUGAUUUGAUCGAUAUUCGAUAAAUAGAAUGAUGAUAGAAUUUUUUUUUGUUUCUUUUCACAAAACAUUUGGCGAUAAACAUUCGAAUUGUAUUUUUCUUUCGAUAUAUCGAUUGUAUUGUCACAUAUUUUUUUUUUAUUCGACCAUCAUCAACAAACAAACCUGUAAUAACUACCACUGUUGACACCACAGAUGUAAUUUUUUUUCGCUGUAAUUUUUGUU